AUGUUAGCAGCUGAUCUUGGAAUAGGCGGAGAAUUUGUUACCAUAAUUGCACAUAGUAUUCACGAACAACUAUUAAAACACAAAAAGGAUAUACGAUUUUUUGAUUCUGAUAAUGAACAAGAACGUAUAACUUCAGCUUUUCGUAGUAUCGAAGAUUCUGAGGAGUGGUGUCCUGUUCUUGAAAUAUUGACGACUGAUGAAUUGGAAAAGAUAAGAAUGGACAAGGAAAGAGACAUCCGACGAAUGAGAAGAGCAACUUCUCGUAAUCUUAAUAGAUCAUCAAGACGCCCUAUGAUGGUAGCAAAUGGUAGUAAUGGAAUUUCACAUCAUAAUUCUUUAAAUAUGAGACCAAAAGAUAUGUUACCCGCAGUACAAAAGGGAUCAAAGAUGACAGCUGAAGAUUUAAACGCUUGGAAAUGCUUUCAUUGCGGUAUUGAUGGAAAUAGUACUCCAUCAAUUAGAAGAGGACCUGACGGUGGAAAGACAUUGUGUAAUGCUUGUGGCUUGGUUUGGUUGAAUAAAGGAGAAUUGCCACAACAUAGAAAAUCGAUGUUUAGAGUAGAUAAUUACAUAUAA
Messenger RNA from Entrophospora sp. SA101, 576 nucleotides. The record is from the annotation of a GenBank genome assembly. Lineage: Eukaryota; Fungi; Glomeromycota; Glomeromycetes; Entrophosporales; Entrophosporaceae.